AUGCCAGUACAAAUAGUUCCAGUUGUCGUUGUUGCUCUUGGUAUCAAGGCAACAAUUGGUGCCGCUCUUGCUACCGCCGGAGCCUUCUUUAAGAGUGCCUUCACCCAAGGUGUGGUCACUGGUGUCCUUGCCUCUGCAGGUUAUGACUGGGCCAAGAACAAGUUCACCCAACCCAACGAUGACAUUGCCGACAUUGCCUGGAGGUGGGAGGACAUUGCCAACAACAAGGAUUACAUUGCACCAAACCACAUCCGUGUCGUCUUGGUCAGUGAGCGCAAGGCCUGGGUCAAGCACGUCACGGUCAAAGCUCUGUUUGAUGGAGAGAACAUGGGCGGCCAAACCUUUGAGCCAACUCUCAAGGCUGGAAACAACGUUGGAUGGAAGUAUGGUAUCACCAGUGCUCCAGAUGGAGUUGUUGCCGACACCCCAGUGGCCUACCAGUACGCCGACUACCCCUUGCCAGUCACGGGCAACAUGUUGAUUGAGUUUAUCAAGCACAAGGGCUACUUGGGAGGUGGUUGGACCAAUGUGAUGCAGAUGUUCAUCCCCAAGUUCACCCGUGAGGAGAUCGAGGGUGUCAACACCUAUUGUCUGGUCAUCUACUGGAAUGAUGAUGGCACCCAGUUCUUCCAGAACAACCUAUCCUACCAGAUUUCCAUGGAGCAGAUCAACGAGUACAACAAGUACCAUGACAAGGAUUGCAUUGACCACAGAACAACCGUCACCACCGAGAACGACUAA
This is a messenger RNA of Acytostelium subglobosum LB1, 741 nucleotides long. RefSeq lists its product as hypothetical. The record is from RefSeq and is a predicted model, not a curated record. NCBI's taxonomy places the organism in Eukaryota, Evosea, Eumycetozoa, Acytosteliales, Acytosteliaceae. The transcript is spliced from 2 exons. The coding region runs from base 1 to 741 and encodes 246 amino acids.